UACAUACUUGGCGCUAUGUGUUGUGUUUGUUUUUUAUGUACUUUUUUCUGUCUCCUCUUUAAAACUUGCUUAUAUUCAUGCUCUGCUCUCACCCUGCCAGCCGCAGUUCCAGAGGGAGGGAUCGGACCUUAUAAGGCCAGUACGCGGUCACUGGAGGCAAACAGUUUGAGGUCGAAGCCUUUCGGGGUGAGACAUCAUCACAACGUGAUCGAACAGAAACAACAUCAUUUCAAACAAGUGAAAUCAAUUUACAGAACAAUAACAACCAAAAAAAAACAAAACCCGUGUGUGCGAUUGUGCUUCUCCGGUAGAAAUCCAUCGUAGUGAAGAAAGAUUGUUAAAUAAACAUGAAUCGGUUGUUGGCCAACCAAACCGUGGUUGGGUUGUUGGUUGUGCUGGUACUGCAGUAUUGCACCGGACACACACUUCCCAGCAUUAAGGAGGCACCGGUUGUUAACCAACCGGCCACCCGGAUCGAUGCCACCUCAACAACUCAACCGGUCAAAUACGAUGGUGCCCAGCUGUGGCGCAUCGCUUACGACGAUCAACCGAAAAAGAAUGCCGUUGCUGAGCUGCAGGAUCGAUACGAUGCGUCCAUGUGGAACUAUAAUGCCACCUCGGUGGAUAUAUUUGUACGCGGACAGCAGAUCAUGAAGGCGGAAUGUUUCCUCCGUGCGGCUAAUAUCCCGUUCGAGGUGGUGAUCGAGGAUAUGCAGCGUGCAAUCGACACCGAGAACCCAUCGCUAGAAGAGACUGAGUUGUGGGAAAACCGGAACGGUCACCGCAUGACGUGGACGGCGUAUCACCGGCUGGCGGACAUUUACGACUGGAUGGAUUACCUGGCACAAACCUAUCCGGACCUGUGCAGCACAAAAUCAAUCGGUAAAAGUGUGCAAGGCCGGGAACUGAAGGUGUUGCGCAUCUCCAACGGAAGUCCGUCCAACAAGGCGAUCUGGAUGGACGGUGGUAUACAUGCGCGGGAAUGGAUUAGCCCCGCCACCGUUACCUACAUCGCUAACGAGCUGGUAGAGGACUGGGAUAACCAGCCGGCUCACCUACGCAACAUUGACUGGUACAUCCUGCCGGUACAUAAUCCGGACGGGUAUGAACAUUCGCAUCAGUACGAUCGGUUGUGGCGCAAAAAUCGGGGCGGACUACAGUACGGACCGUGCGCCGGUGUAGAUCUAAAUCGUAACUACGGCUACAAAUGGGGCGGCCAGGGAACGUCCAAACAACCGUGCUCGGAAAUCUUUGCCGGAUCGGGUCCAUUCUCCGAACCGGAAACCAAAGCUGUUAGCGAGUUCAUGCAGUCGUCAGCUGCGGAUUGGAAAGGUUUUCUAACGUUCCACAGCUACGGUCAGUACAUUCUGUACCCGUGGGGGUACGAUCGCGUUGUUCCACCGGAUCAUGCCGAUCUGAAGCGGGUCGGCGAUGCGGCUGCAGAGCAAAUGCUGCAGGCUAGUGGUUCACGUUACACGGUCGGACCUUCCGGUAGCACACUCUACCCGGCGGCAGGUGGUUCGGAUGAUUGGGCACGCGGUACUCUCAACAUCAAGUACGCAUACACGAUCGAGUUGCGAGAUACCGGCCGGUAUGGGUUUGUGCUGCCCGCGAACCAGAUUAAACCCACCGGCGACGAAGCCGUCCAGUUCGUUGACAUUGUUGCGCAGGAAGUGACCAAACUGUAACAGAUCGUCGCACAAUGACCAAAUUCCCAAUACAAAACACGCGCACAGAAAAAGGCUGAAACUGAAAUAAAAAUGAAACUGAAAUCUACCUUCAUACAGU
Anopheles funestus (African malaria mosquito) is the source of this 1788-nucleotide messenger RNA. Its product is annotated as carboxypeptidase B-like. The coding region runs from base 348 to 1688 and encodes 446 amino acids. The record is from RefSeq and is a predicted model, not a curated record. The transcript is spliced from 4 exons. Gene Ontology annotation, biological process: proteolysis. Lineage: Eukaryota; Metazoa; Arthropoda; Insecta; Diptera; Culicidae. Gene Ontology annotation, molecular function: metallocarboxypeptidase activity; zinc ion binding.